Lactuca virosa is the source of this 639-nucleotide messenger RNA. The record is from the annotation of a GenBank genome assembly. Lineage: Eukaryota; Viridiplantae; Streptophyta; Magnoliopsida; Asterales; Asteraceae.
AUGGAUGGAAAUAUUGAUGUAUGCAUUCCGGUUUCUGAGAACAAAUCUGAACAAGUACAUGGCCAAGUGUCUAUAGAAAAAGAAUUUGACUACUCACAAAGAGGACAGUGGCUGCGUGCUGCUGUUCUGGGAGCCACUGAUGGUCUAGUCUCUGUCUCAUCUCUGAUGAUGGGUGUUGGAGCUGUCAAACAAGAUGUGAGAGCCAUGUUUCUAACAGGCUUUGCUGGCUUAGUUGCAGGUGCAUGCAGUAUGGCAAUAGGUGAGUUUGUUUCAGUCUACUCCCAACGAGAUGUAGAGUUGGCUCAGAUGAAGAGAGAUAAGAGAAUUUCAGGAAAUGAGGAGGAAAGUGAGAAGGAAGCACUCCCGAAUCCCAUUCAGGCAGCUGCAGCAUCGGCCCUUGCAUUCAUGUUGGGGGCCAUCAUGCCUUUACUGGCUGCUGCUUUCAUAAUGGACCAUAAAGUUAGGCUGGGGGUGGUGGUAGCCACAGUGAGCUUGGGGCUUGUGGUUUUCGGGUGGAUUGGGGCUGUUCUUGGGGGGAGUCCUGUGGUGAAGUCUUGUUUUAGGAUUCUGGUUGGAGGGUGGCUGGCUAUGGCUAUUACUUAUGGAUUGACCAUGGGGAUAGGAUCUACUGUCAUGUAG